This is a messenger RNA of Prunus persica (peach), 1403 nucleotides long. RefSeq names its product mitochondrial outer membrane protein porin of 36 kDa. Gene Ontology annotation, cellular component: mitochondrial outer membrane. Bases 465 to 1202 code for a protein of 245 amino acids. The transcript has 5 exons. Gene Ontology annotation, biological process: monoatomic anion transmembrane transport. The record is from RefSeq and is a predicted model, not a curated record. Lineage: Eukaryota; Viridiplantae; Streptophyta; Magnoliopsida; Rosales; Rosaceae. Gene Ontology annotation, molecular function: voltage-gated monoatomic anion channel activity.
GAAAGGGUAGGGCCAAAAGAUGAAUGCUCAUCUAAACAACACAGAAAAUGAAAAUUCCCCAAUCUAAAAACCCACUAGGAAGAUAAUCACCUUGAGCCCUUGACACUACAAAUAUAAUUGUUAAUUUCCACCUUUUUUUUUUUUUUUUUUUUUUUUUUUUUCCUUUUCAGCUAUUGAAUUCCUUGCCUAUUUGAAGUCCUGCAUCCUUAAAGCAUCAACAAGGUGACUACGACCUUUCAUGGGAAAAACUCCAACACAGAGAAUUUUCACUCUCGUCCCACAUUGUACUCCCUAGUUUAGUAUCAGUUUGUCAACAAUAAGGAAACUUCCUCUUCCUUCUUUGGUGCCAUCCUAAUUGAAUUCUCAAUAAAUUCCCAUGCCACCUUAUACACCAUAAUCAUACAUUCUACCAAUUUAUCAAAGAUUUUUUAAAUUAAGCUUGAUCCCAGUUGGUUUAGCAACAAAUGAGUCACACUCCAGGUGCCUCCUUCAACAUUGGCAAGGAGGCCAGAGAUCUUCUCUACAAAGAUUUUGCUUAUCAACCGCCCGUGCGGUUUGAUUAUCGAAGCCUCAACUGGAACAGUGAUGUUUCAUGCAAAGUUAAACUGAUUGCUCCUGGCCUCAGCACCCUCUUCAGUUUUACCAUACCAGAUUAUGGCAGGGUGGAGCUGCAAUAUGAAAACCCUUUUGCUGGGAUUGCUGGAGGAAUGGGACUGAUACGAAAUUCUUCCAAUACAUAUGAUCCAGUUGCAAACUUCUCUGGUGUGGUAGGCAUAGGAGGCAGUUCUCUGUUCACCAUUGGAGCUGACCUUGCCGUUGACAUAGCUACGGGGGCAUUUGACAAUUUCAACGCUGGUUUGAGCUUCAAUAGUGCCUUUGCUACUGUUUCCUUGUCCUUGGACAAGCUUGAUACUUUAAAAGCUUCAUGGUACCACAUGGUGAACCCCCUGACCAACACAGCCCUAGGAGCAGAGUUGAAACAUAGCUUUUCAACAAAUGAUACUGCCCUCGCGGUCGGUGCCCGGCAUGCAUUUUUGCCCUCUACGCUGGCGAAGGCUCGAGUUAGCACGCACGGCAGCGUUGGUGUUGUUAUACAGCAAGGAUUCUGGCAAAAGAUCUUUAUGUCUAUAUCUGGAGAGGUGGAUUUUGUAGGCAUGAACAAAAGUCCAAAAAUUGGACUGUCUCUGGCUGUUAGGCUCUAAAGGAACACUAUUUGGAAGCAAAUUUUGCUGGUGCUGCAAAUUGUUAUUAUCAUGUUCUGAUUAUUUUUGGAUUUGUAUUAGUUUUUAUGAGGUCAAUAGUGGAGAAAAUGAAGGGAAAAAUAUAUAAAAUCCGAUGAAAUUCAGUACUGUAUGAUAGAAAUAAAUCUUCUCUCUAUUUCAGGAUGAUUAUGGGUUAUGCCA